AUGCGGACAGCUCAGUCGAAUACCCCAGGAAAAUUGGGACGUGUAAAAUCCGGAACUUCGCUGAGUGGUGUACGCUAUCGUUAUAAGCCUGGCGAAGAAGUUGAAGGCGUGAACACAUACAAAGUUCUUCAUGUUUUGAGAAAAAGCAACAAAUACGGUCGUGUCGAUGUCUACACGGUGAAAGAGCCCGAGCAGGAGGAUGAGUGCCGAUUAAAAAUUGGAAAUCUGGAAUUGGGAAAACUGAAACUCGAAGCUUCAAUCCUGAAACAUUCGCUCAAAUUCCCUGGCGAGAGAUGUUUUCCAGAUCUGUACGAAUAUGGAACAAUUCCGAAACACAAACUCGAAUUUGUGGUCAUUUCACAACUUGGAACAAAUCUUGAGGAAAUUAUGAGAAAAGUCGUAAAAGGCUUAUUUUCGUUGGAAUGUGUAAUGAAUAUCGCAAUUUCGACAUUAAAAGGUAUUCAAGAUCUUCAUAAACUUGGAUAUGUCCAUCGAAAUAUUCGCCCGGCCGCAUUUUAUGUUGGAAUGAAGGAUCGCGAUUCGAAUAUUUAUAUACAAGAUUUUCGAGCCGCGCGAAAGAUUUUUGACAAAGAGCGAAGACAUUUGCCUGCUCGAUCGAAGGUGAAAUGGCACGGAACAAAGAGAUAUGCCUCAAGAGCAUCGCUGAAUGAAAAAGAUCAGGGAAGAAGAGACGAUCUGGAAAGCUGGAUCUAUAUGAUUUUUGCAAUUCUUGAUUCCGAAUCGAUUACGUGGAAAAAAGAAAGUGAUUUGAAAAGAAAUGCGGCCGAUAAGGAUGUUUUUAUGAGAAACAGCAUUCCCACCCAAUAUGCGAAAAUGCCGGAAGAUAUGAAGCAGGCUGUGAGCUACGUGAAUGAUUUGCUCUAUGACACAGAACCCGAAUAUACCAAACUCGUUGGCAUCAUAAUGGACAUUCGGCAAAAAUUGCAGAAAGCGGAAACUGCUCAAAGAUCUCAAAGAAAGAAGAAACCAACUAGAAAGAAGUUGAUUACUGGCGAUGUUAUCCGAAGCGAAGGAAAACCUGGAUGGAAAGUAAUCAACUUGCUAGGAUCUGGCGGAUUUGGAGAUGUAUACAAAGUUUAUCGAGAAGGUGGUUCUCCUGAUAAGUGCUAUGCGUUGAAAACUGAAAGCGAAGACGGCGAUAGAAGAUUGUUGAGAUUAAAAGUUGAAGUAAACGUUAUGAUGAAAACGGCGGAAAAAAUCAAAAGUUUCGAACACUUCAUCGAGUUCGUCGACCGCGGAAAAUGCGAGGCUCUCAAAUGCAAAUUUGUUGUGAUGGGUCUUGUUGGACCGUCGAUCGAUGAUAUCCGCAAAAAAUAUCUGCUCUCUUCAUUCUCCAAAAAUACAUGUUUCAAUAUUGCAAUUCAAACGGUCCAAGCGGUCGCUGAUCUCCACAGUAUUGGUUAUUUGCACAGAGAUAUUAAGCCUGCAAACUAUGCGGUCGGGCUCAAUGAAUUUGAAUCCGUUAUUUAUAUGCUCGAUUUUGGUAUAGCUAAAUCAUUUCUUGAUGCUGAUGGAAAUCAUAAGGCUCCAAGAAAGAAGGUCAAGUUUUUGGGAACAAUGCGGUUCGCUUCACGAGCAUGUAUGCGUCAAAUCGAUCAGGGCAGAAAAGAUGAUCUUGAGUGUUGGAUUUACAUGUUUUUUGAUCUCAUGGAUGAACAUUUUGGAAUUCCUUGGAGAAGACUAAUGGAGCCAAAAGCCAUUUUAAAAAUGAAGGAGAAAUUCUUUAUUGGCGAAUUUCCUGAAGUAUUUAAGAGAGUUCCAAAAUCAAUGAGUAAUAUAUUGCAAUAUGUAAAUGGGCUUGAAUACGAAAGCACACCGGACUAUGAGUACAUUCUGACAUUCUUGAAGACGUGCGCCAAGGAUAACGGAAUAAAGCCUGACAAGAAACUUGAUUGGAUUGGAAAACUCAAAAAGAAGGCGUUUGAUACCGAUUCGGAGAAAUCUGACAAGAAUCAGAAGCAAUCUGGAGAGGACGAAUAA
This is a messenger RNA of Caenorhabditis bovis, 2001 nucleotides long. The record is from the annotation of a GenBank genome assembly. NCBI's taxonomy places the organism in Eukaryota, Metazoa, Nematoda, Chromadorea, Rhabditida, Rhabditidae.